Messenger RNA from Amoebophrya sp. A25, 13305 nucleotides. NCBI's taxonomy places the organism in Eukaryota, Dinophyceae, Syndiniales, Amoebophryaceae. The record is from the annotation of a GenBank genome assembly.
AAGAAAUCUAGUAUGCAGAUUAAUCUAGUAGUGUGAUCUUCGCAACGAGUACGUGGUUGUCAUAUUAGUUCCAACGAGGACAUGUUGUUUGGGUUUGAAGAGGCAUCUGCCUCUUCCUCUUUCUCCUCUUCCUCAAUCGAAGGAAGAAGAAGAAGAGGACACAGGAGUACAACCAGAAGUGGUCGCAGAAUAGCCUUUGCGGCUCUGGUAUCGACUGCUACAGCGUGGCUUGAUGUUAAGACUUCCGGAAAUGUCCCAUUUUGAGAAGCAUCUUGGACCUCCCGUGUCAGGGAGAAACGGGUCCCAAGAUUUGACUUUUAGAAUGGGAGAUUCCCGGAAUAUUAAGGCUAAUAAUAGCACCAGCAUUUUGGGUGUGAAUGGAGCAGCACGGCCUCAGACGCUGCGUCGGGACGAUACAGCCUUGUCGUCCGUUGCCUCGUCAUCUACUACCUCUUCCAGUUCUAGUAGUGGCGGGAGAACAGCGGAGUCGGACUCGGAGAGAAAAGGACUCACUAGUGUGAUCACUUCAUCUGCCUUGUUUCAGAAGAACAGCACAGCAGCGCUCGCUUUCAAUGACAUGAUGCAUCAUCUCCUUGGUGGAAGAACAGGUGCAACAUCAAGCGCUACUAGUCGUGGUGGUCUACUAGGAUUAGGUCUCUUCGAAAUUGGGACAUCAAGUACAUCAACUGCUGACAACAAGAUUAAGGGUUUCCGAAUUACAUCUUCCCUCAAGAUUGAGGGUAGUACCAUCCUCCCUGGCGCUUUUUCUAGUAGAAAAGACGCCAGGGUGGAAGAUCAUGUUCUGGGGAACGAAUGCAAUUCCGUAACCUCUAACCUCCCGAACAGUUUCCUUAUUACUUCAGCAAGUCCGCACCACUCAACUGGUACAGAAUCACUACAGCACUUGUUGAAAAUGCCAAGGCAUCUCCCACACGGUUUGUUCUCUCGUGCAAGUGGUGUCGCGAUGAGGAUGGCUGCUAUUUUGCAGAAAGGCCGCCAAUACAAGAACAAGGCGAACAGAAGUGGCUCUCAGAAAAGUGGGCAAAAGAAUAGCCUUCAGAAGGGUCAACAGAGUAGUCUUCACAGUAGUAAAAGUAGUCGGACAAAUACGAAGACACUGCCCGAAACCAUAGAGGAGGCAGUGGAAGAGGCAGAUGCAGAACUGCAUACUGCAACGAAUACUUUAUGCUGAAAGCAGCUAGAAUAACAGCAGCAUCAGAACCAUCCUUGUAGAAGAUCUACUUUUUAACAGCAUCAGAACCAUUCUGAGACUGAAGGUCGAAUCUUCCUCUAGGAUAAAGUGGUGGUGAUUGUCUUACUAGAAGACUCUAAUCUUAGACUCUUAGUAGACUCUAAUGAUCUUAGACUCUUAGUAGACUCUAAUCUUAGACUCUUAGUCUUGGAAUCUUAGACUCUAACCUUUCUUAGACUCUUAGACUCUAAUCUUAGACUGGGAUAAAGUGAUUGUGGCCAGUGAUGCAGCUCAAUGGUAUGUAGGGCGAUUGCCGGCUUUGAUCGACGAUCUGGAGGCGUCUACAGAGUGGCUAGAGUUGAAGUUAUGGUGAGAAUUGUAAUUAAGCAGUACUGUCAGACCACGUCUCUAUGCCCAUCAUGGACGAUGGCAACAGGGACAGUCGCAUGCAUACUUGGGUUGUUUUAAUUAAUCAACUACAGAGUGGCUAGGUUGUGUUGAGACAUGGCAUUGUUGUAAACAGAGUGCUGCGAUUGAGUUUAAUGCGACCGAACUGGGGAUCUAGUAUUAUAACUACAAUCUCUACUGUCUGUCUGUGACUGAUUAUUAUAAUCCAAGAACAAUGAAUGGCAAAAUCAAAAUUUUUAGACGUACUAGAGGUCACACCACUGUAGACCACUACAUUUCGUGACUAAUAUACAUAGGUCGACCACUGGUCGUGUUUCUCUCGGCACUACCGCCCCCGUAUUUACUUAAGUAGACCUAUAUUAGUAUUUAUAGUAUUAGCAAUUCCCAGAAAUCUCUUAAGGAGCUCCCUUAAGGAGCUUCCUUAAGGCGCUUCCUUAAGGAAAUCAGUUUCCUUAAGGAAUUUUUAUUAUAAAAAGUUAUUAUAACUUUCCUUAAGAGGAAAAAAAUUCCCUUAAGGGGGUCCCUUAAGGACAAGCUGUUAUAAACUUGGGCUAAUAACAGCGGCUCCUUAAGGACCUUGCUAGUACUACGAGUCCAAAAGUGUCAAGAACGUGCCAACGUGUUCGCGGCUGUUAGUUUGUAGGCUACUCACUUACACCAGCCACAUCUGCAGCAAGACACUACGCGCCCACCCCUAGCGAAUCGCCCCGACGAACUUCCAACCGCUACCCUUGUCAUAUAUCGCCCGACGCCUUUGCUUUUUUUCAAAAACUUCAGGGAGGUCAUUCAAAUACAGAGAAAACUGAACGACCUCCCUGAAGUUUUUGGAAAAAAGUUAGCUCGCUCCCCUUCCGCGACUACCUUCCGCGCACAGCAAUCGACCACGGCACACCACAGGAGCGCGCGGCAGCCCUUGGAGAUGGUUGACCAGUCUACUUCUAACCAGCACAAAAGCGGGAGAAUUGUAAGGGAGAAGGUGAGCACUUGAAAGGGCAGAGGCUGACGAGCGUGAUCAUAUUGAUUCGCGAGAAGGCCAAAGACAUACAUCGCGGCGCUUCAAAGUCGCAGCCGUUGGGGAUGUCGAUGGCUGUGAGAAUGAUAGCCGUGCGCACUUGCGUGUCUGAAGGGUGGACCCUGGUGAGCAUCAUCAUAUCCAUGAGAAGGCCAAAGGUGUGCAAGUUUGCGUGUGAAGGUCGAAGCCGUUGAGGAUGUUGAUGUCUGUGAGAAUGAUAGCCGUGAGGACUUGCAUGUCUGAAGGGUGGACCCUGGUGAGCGUCAUCAUAUCCAUGAGAAGGCCAAAGAUAUACAUCUCUGUGUGUGAAAGUCGAAGCCGUUGAGGAUGUCGAUGUCUGUGAGAAUGAUAGCCCUAGCCGUGAGGGCUUGCAUGUCUGAAGGGUGGACCCUGGUGGGCAUCAUCAUAGCCAUGAGAAGGCCAAAGGUAUGCAUCUCUGUGCUUGAAAGUCGAAGCCGUUGAGGAUGUCGAUGCCUGUGAGAAUGAUAGCCGUGAGGACUUGCAUGUCUGAAGGGUGGACCCUGGUGAGCGUCAUCAUAUCCAUGAGAAGGCCAAAGAUGUACAUCUCUGUGUUUGAAAGUCGAAGCCGUUGAGGAUGUCGAUGUCUGUGAGAGUGAUAGCCUUGAGCACUUGCAUGUCUGAAGGGUGGACCCUGGUGAGCGUCGUCAGAUCAUAUCCAUGAGGGGGCCAAAGGUCUACAGAUUUGCCUGCGAAAGUCGAAGCCGUUGAGGAUGUCGAUGUCUGUGAGAAAGUGGAUAAGGGUGGACCCUGGCGGGCGUCAUCAUGUCCAUGAGAAGGCCAGGCGCAUGCAUCUCCGUCGAUGCCUGUGCGUGAGGAUGAUAACUGUGGGCCAUUGCAUGUCUGAGGCGCGGACCGUGGUGGGCGUCUUGUGUCAUGUCCAUGAAACGGCCAACCUUAUAGACACAUCCCCGCGCCUGAAGGUUGGGGCCCAGCUCUUGGCUCUGCGCAUAGAUAUGCCCAAGCGUGGCUUUCUCAUGGGCCUCGUCCAUGACGCUCGCCAGUGUCAGCCUUUUGCCAUCCCAUGGGUAUGCUAUGCUUCAGGAUUCUCCUGGACAUGAUCACACUCAAAAGGGCCCAACCUCUGUGCCUACAUAGAUAUGCCCAGGCGUGGCCUUCUCAUGGACUCCAUGACGCUCAGCGGGCCAGCCUUGGCGCCCAUUGGCUUGCUCUUAGCAAGCAAGUCGGCCAAGGCAGUAGCCUGCCAUAGCGGUAGCCUCCUCACUAGCCUCGCCACAGUGGGAGUCAGCUUCCCAGCCUUGGCGAGCAGACUUGGCGGCUUUUUUCGUUUGUCUUUCUGUCUCUUAGUAGUCAACCUGUCUAGUUGUUAACCUAUGCCCAGCGCAGCGGGCCCUUGAUGGGCCCGCUUUCUGGGCAUGUAUAUUUAUAAGUAUGUCUGAAGAUCUUCAAGAAGAUCUUUUAAAAACUUUAUGUGUCUUCACCAUCAUCUAACUUCCAAAGACUUGACAUCCGAUGGCGUAGACACUGGGGAUUUUCCGAGCCGAUGGAACACACUGGUGACCGAAAAGCUGCAGCUAACUCAAGUUAAGGGCUCGUUCUUCUUCAGCAUCUUCUAGGUAUAGAAAGAAAGUGCUGAAGGAUCAUAUAUGAAGGUUAUUUUUUCAACAUCUUCCGUUGUUAGAUGAAUCUAAGUUAGAAAGAAUCUAAGUUAGAAAGAAUCUAAGUUAGAAAGAAUCUAAGUUAUAGAAAGAAUCUACGUUAUAGAAAGAAUCUAAGUUAGAAAGAAUCUAAAUAUAGAAAGAAAGUGAUAAAGGACUGGGUGGCCAUGCUGAGAGACAGUGAAGCAACGCAAAAGGGGACUGAAGAUUACUUCAAUCAAAUGCUGGCGCUGCCUGUAGUUAAGACCGGCUGUAGUUCUAAAGAAGUAAGAGUAACCAUUUCCAGUAUAUCAACGACUAGAUAUUUAUAAAAACACUUUAACUAGUACGUGUACGACGACAAGUGCAGUAGAGAUGCAACGCUUUCUAGUAGUACAACAACAACUCAAGGACUAGGACUACAAACGAUUAUAGGGUAAUCGUGAGUACUAGUGUUGAGUAGUUUACCAACGCAUAGCCUUUUUUAGUACAACGAGGAGGACUAGCAAAGUAGAAUUACUUACCAAAAGAGCAUCAACCUCAGCCUCAUCAUCCUGAUCUUCUUCUUUCCUCAACGUAUUGAUUCUUCUAUACGACGUAGUCCUUCUCCUUUCCUCAACAUCUUCUUCUAUACGAUGUACUCCUUCUCCUUUCCUCAACAUCUUCUUCUAUACGAUGUACUCCUUCUUCUUUCCUCAACAUCUUCUUCUAUACGAUGUAGUAGUCCCUCUCCUUCUUGUGGUAUGGUCUGUGGUGGCUACUUGUAGAUGUAGCAGCCCCUCUCCCUCUCCCGUCUUUAAGAGUUACGAUCUCCCAGAGGAGGAGCGACCUCUUAUCGAGGGUCUUAUGUCCCUGAAGCCAGCGAUUCCACACUUUGUCGCCAUCAUACGAAGAGUUAAGGGUCGAAACAUUCCUAUUUCAUUUUUACACGUAGUGAAGAUGCAUCUCCUUCUUCCUCAAUCCCGUGUUUCGGAUAAAACCACCCCGUGUUGCGAAGUGGAUAAAACUGGGAUCACCCUUUCGGCGGUCUUGGGAUACAAAAAAAAAACGUGGCGGCGGUGGGGGCCCCCUGAAUCUGAAUAGUGACGAUGCAUCUCCUCUAUUGAGAUUGAUUGCCCUGCUGUUCUCCCUGAGCAUUGCUAUCUUCUCAGUAGAAUAUAUGAAAUGUUUCGACCUUUAAAAGAGGAGAGGAGUAUUUCUAUGCGGGAACGAUCUUGCCGCUUCUCGAAGCCGUGGAAAAAUUUCCCCUGAAUCGUGUGGCUGAAGCUGCUCGCGCAGUUGCAAAGGUGGAAGACAAGUUAAGAUUGCAGUUCCCUUAGUGGUUUAGAGGCGUUGACCUGUACACUUAUAGCUUAGUGGCGUUGACCUGUACACUUAAAGGAAGGAAGAGUUACACUUAUAGCUUAGUGGUUUAGGCAGUUACCAGAGUUACACUUAUCCAGAAGGAAGGGCCACCUUUUUGUUUUUGGUUGUAGUUGGGUUCAUCUCUUUGAAUGACUAAGCACGCGGUUGGGUUUACAAUUGUGAUCUUCUCCGAUCAAAACUACAUAUUUUUACUGAUACUCCUGCAAUGAAUACAGGAGAACUGAAGAGUAGUAUUUUUUAAUUAUUAACCUGAUGAAGGUAGCAGGUACCGCGACUACAACAAUUUAGACCAGCACUGAGUAGUUUUACUGCAUGUAUCAUUGUCUCGAGAUGAAGCUGAAGGAGCAUAAAAUAAAACAUUCAUCAUCUUGAGAAGGAUGUGUAUGCUUUCGGACCUCAACAAUCUUUUCGUGCUUGUUCAGGGCCGCAUGAAGAAUGAUUUAGAGAGGGCUUUUCUGACACUCGUCCAGCAUGACUUCAUACAUUAAAUACUUUUAGUUCCUCUUCUUCUUCCUCCUUACUGCUCUCUCUAAGCGAGUUUUCGUCUCUGCAAGAGAAUCGUGUUGAGCUGUCCUCUCCAUGUCCAUUCGCGGAUAUCCAUGAUGGCAUCAUUAAGGCAAGAAUGUACUUCCUCGAUAAUGUUAAUGAAUGACUACAACAAUCACAAGACAUGACGUGAUAUCGACGUCGUGCUGGAAAAGAAUUACUCGAAAACUGAAAAUAAGCGAGUUACUGACUGAAAUAAGGGACGUAGCUUUUAAAGGCUACAACUCUUUGCUCUUCAGUUGUAUCAAUGUCGGCUAUUGUCGACGUCUGUUAUUUGCUUAUUUCAGUUUAUCGAAUAGUACAAAGAAGAAGAAGGAAGAAGAUCCUUGUUCUUUCCAACGGAACAAGAAGAUUCAUCAUUGCUCUUCCUAGGUUCUUUGAGACAGAACAAACUCCCCAAACUCUUUCAUUGUCUCCGAACGAGUAGCAGACACCAUGUAUUCGAAGCCAAAGAGUGAAGAAAAGUGGCAAUUUGCAGUCAUGCGGAACAUGAACAUCUGGUUUGACCCAUCAGUGGGCGUCCUGGGACAGAUGUUGAAUUAUGAGGCAGUUAGCCUGAAAGUUUCAGAAUGACUACAACACGUCAAGCUUUUUAUUUUGAAAUUAGUCAGGUUUUUCUACAACUUUUUCUUGGACAUCAUCAAAUGCUGUGAAUUAUUAUGUUGAGUCUAAGUGUAAGUUACGCAUCCUAGACCUUGUCUUGUUUACAAGCCCUCUUCGUAGUUUAUAAGGAGUUCUUUCGUCCUGGUCCUCUUCAUACUCUUCUAAUCUAAAGCGCGGGAGGGUGAGCCGUACGUCGACGCGUUUGGCUCUGCGUCAGAAGCUCUGCAAGCAUGGUCGAAAGAAGAUUAUGGCACUUAGAGGCUCUGCAAACGUAGCACGUGAAACUUGAGUUGUAUCACUUAAGUGAAGUGAAGUGUGGUGAUUUUUUAGAAGCAUCUAUAACAUUCACUAUGAAUCAGAUACGAUUCGUUCAUCUUCUACGACCGCACCCCGUGAACAGUAUGAAGGAGCAGGCUCUAAAAAAAAGGGGACCUCGAAGCGCUGAUGGCCGAAGUCGACCAUACUGACGCACACGCUAUUGCCAAAGAAAUCGUCAAAAUCAUCACCGCACUGGCAAAAAAUUACCACAUUAUGCGCCCUUUUCUGUCGCAACUCUUCAUCUUCCAAAAUGAGGUAAUAUCCUCGACAAAAAUUAUAGGACUAAUUAUGCCUCGCAUCAUGCCGCUGGACUAUAGUUGCUUAAGAGCGCUUGCCGGCGGCGGACCCGCCGGGGGUGGUUCGGCAAUAUCCUCGCCAAAAUAAUCGCAGUGACCGUCAGGACAUACGACAACCUGUAGAUGAAGUGUGUGAACAAGUCAACAGUUUGAUAUCCCAUAAAAAUUUAAAUCCUAUCCUUCUGACACUUUUCUGUCCAAGCAACAACUACUUCGAAUCGAUCCAUAUCCAUCCAUCCUACUUAUUCUUCUAACCCUUCUCUAGUGAAGCAUAUACUGGGUGAAGAUGGAGCCAAGAUCCUGGAGAAGUUGGUCACCGCUCUGGGGAAGGUCAUUGACGGAUCGCCUGUUUUGGCGGAGGCAUUGUUGAACGACUAUUUUAAGGCCUAGCAUUCAAGGGAGCAAGCAGAAGGCCCUAAGGGACUUUUUCAAACUCAAUAGACAUUCCAUAAUCUAAGUACUUAGUAGUACUAAGUACUUACUUAGUGUAUCUUGGAAAGUUCAAGUUGACUCCCGACAACUGAGUACUUACUUGGUAAGGAGCAGGACUAGAAUUUUAGGCCAAUUAAUGAAGAGUAGGAUGUUGAGUCACUUCACGUGUGAAGAAGCCGCGCUUGUUGAUAAACUACAUGUUGACGAUGGAUAUACCUGAUCUGUAGAAAAAUAGCUAACUAACUAUCAUCUGUGAUUCAUUAGAGGAGGACUAAGAAGUGAUCAAGAUCAUGCAUGUGUGAUGAAAGAAUAUGGAGCAGCUGCCCUUAUUCUAGGACAUGAAGCAAGCUGUCCUAUCGACGUCAUUCCUCUUGUUGUCAAGAACACCCUGCUCCCACCUCCUAACCCUCCGUUCACUUUCAAUUCAUUUCACCCUGACUGUUUGUCCCCUGACACUAGCUUUAUCUUAAAAGUCUUCUUUACGUGCUAAGGUAAGUACGUUAUUACGUAUCUAUAGAAGUUGUAGUAUGUAAGACGAACAUCAACUACUCCCCCCCCGACAUCAACUUUCCCCUAAGAUUGGCCGAUAUGGAGAACAUGUCAUUGAUGAGGAUGGAGAAUACCAUCUACCUCCGAUCAGUAAAGACUGCGUACAUAACCAUUAAGGCUGAAGAACAGCAAGAGCAACCUGACCAUGACUGGCCUGAUUAGGGGUUCUCAUGUUCUCACGUACUACCAGCUUGCUCGGCGGGUCGAGGAAUACUUUUAUUAAUUAUAUUGAUACAUACAACUUAUUGAUACUUUUGUUCUAAAUCUAAAAAAAGGGUCAUUUGUUGUAGUUGUGGACCACAUGAUGUCAGUAGAAGUUCUGAGGUUGCCGGUCCUCGGUACUAGCUCUACCUGCUCUAAAAUGAGUUCGUCCUUGCUCGAUUCCUCGUGAGUGAACCAAUCGCGUCGUUCCUGAGCUUUUUGGUUAUGGUUGAUGUAGUCAAUGUCUACUUGUACUCUAAUUAUGGAUCUCUAACAUGGUAGUUCAACAAUUGUUCGUGCAGGCUUAGAAGUGAGUGGUUGGGAGACGUAGAGAAGAUACAACGUGUACUACUGACGCUGCGAGUCCGGCGGGGGAGGACUUGAUAAUUUACUUGUACAUAGACGUAGAGAUACAACGUGUACUACUGAGGACUUGGUCUUUCAUUUCUGUGAAGGAGCUUUUUCUUUCGACAUUGGGUGUGGUGGACUACGGUGUGGAAUUGUCGCGCAUCGUUAAGGCUUAAUAUAACGCGUAUGGAAACGAUAAUUUUUCAUAGUCGCGCAACAUCAUUAAGCCUUAGUAUAACGCGUAUGGAAAAGAUAAUUCAUAGUCGCGCAACAUCAUGAAGGCUUAAUAUAACGCGUAUGGAUGGACAACAAUGAUAGAGAUCAUUUUUAUUAAGAUUUGAAGAUAAACAUUUUUUCUCGACGCAUUCAAAGUCGGAAGUAACUGGCUCAUUUUUUCUCGUCUUGCUCCUUUCAUCCAAGGUAAUAAGCAUCCUUCCACUCGUCCUUAGGUAUCAGACCUUGUUGGUCUUGUCUAUCAAUCAAUGGGAAGAGAUGAAGCAUGCAACUAAAAGCUAGACCUUGUUGUUUUAUCUUGUUGAUACUGGAAAAUGAACAAGCCAGAGUCACAAUGAUCUGCUUCUGUAUGGUCGUUAGGGAUGCGGUGAUGAUGAUGCUGAAUAAUGGAGGAAACUCCUUUUCCUUCUAGUCCUCGUCUAAUCUUGCGACUUACAAGUACGCACAAGCAGCUGCUGAGAUCCAUAAGGAUGUGAAAGCAACACCGAGUAAAAGCGUCACAGUAUCGGAAACUAAAUUAUGAAGUCAUCUCGAAUAUACAUGACUGAGAUAGUACAUGAUUCCGGGACAACGUUUUUCAUAACAGAUUAACGGGGUAGAGAAUGACCACCAGAGAUGCAUGAAGAUCCAUCUAGUCUUGGUGGUAGAAUUUUCUAGUCUCUCUUGGUGGUGAAAUCUUCUAAUCUUGGUGGUAGAAUUUGCGAUGGAGUCUGACGCUCUUUUUGCGAUGGAACAGAUGGAAGCUCUUUCUCUCGGAGCCUACCAAGAUGUCUUAGAUUAAGGAACAAUAGAGUGAACUCUAGCUAGUUGAUGCCGUAGAGUGAACUCUAGUCUGAUACUCUGCAACUGCAUAUCUAGCUUAGAUGAAGACUCGAGUACACUUUUCUAAUUCCGAAUCGGCAUUGGCCUCGCGAAGGACGAUCUUCCCAAAUCUGUCGCUUUUCUAGCAACGUCACACGUGGAGGUGGAUGCUAGUUCCCAAAGCCAAAGCCACCAACAAGAGGAAAAGGUUGAUGCUCUACUUAAGGGGAUGGAUGUGUUAUUCUUUGUGUCGUUGAAGAUAUUCAACGCGCAGGGCUCGCUGAGGUGGAAGCCCCGCAGCUAAAAAUGGUUUCCACAUCCAAACGAGUACUAUUGUUGUCGUUUUUAAAGACAGCACGUGCCUCGCUCGGUUUGCUUGCUCUUCUUUGAAGGUACAGGCAGACUGAAUUAACCUCUUAAUCAAUAAGUCAAUUUGAGCACUGAGGUGACAUCUAAUCAAUAAAUUCAAACAUGACAUCAUGACAUCUAAUCUUACUAGCAGUGUUGCUCGCAACAGUGGCUCAUCUCGAUUGUUGCGCGAAGACAAGCACGUUGUCGUCUCUCACUCCGGAGGUCUCGCGGAAGAGGAACAUAAUUAUGUGAUUACUAGUGUGAGAUUGAGAAAUAUUCGAACGGCACCUAACCUAACCUAGAACAAAAACAUGAAUCGUGCCCUUGCUAUGUAGUCCUUCAUCAUCCGCAUAUAAUAAAUCUUGACCCACUGCCUCAUCGACCUCUUCUAACAAGCAAAACUCUCCAGAGUCUCCAGAGAUGCAGUUGCGGAUCAGAUCGCGAAAUUUCAGAGUGGCUCAGUCCAGACUGAAUUUUCUAAUGCUCUUUCUACCUUGCGAGUAGCACCCGAAGAGGGGUCGUAUAUUUAUGGCAGGGUAGCAGGGGAACUAGUUGUAGGGUUGUAUUUGUAUAUACCCUCUUAUACCUCUACAACAACUAGUAGAGUAUAAACCACUGUCAGUACAACUACGAGAAGACCCUCUUAUACCUCUACUAGCGCAAAUUAUACCUCAUCAACUAGAAGGAGGAGUAGUAGGCUAUAGACCCUCUUAAAGACUGUGAAUACGGACUAAGAAUAUCUUCCGAAGAAACGACGGAAGUUAACUGGCUACUUGACUCUAUACCCUCUUAGAAAGCUCCACUAGGACUCGAAAACUAGUAGGGGGGCUACUUCUCUUCCUUGUUCAGUAUCUCGCUUAUUUUAAGUAGUAGCUACUCGCUUAAAUUUCGUUAUUCUGAAUUGGGCUAGUAUUACCUACAGCGCUAACCUUGACCAAAAUCGAUAGACGUCCCGGACCCUGAGAAAGAAAUCCAAGUCAUCGUACCCAGCGAAGAGACUACUGACAAAAUAACGGGCUUGUCGCCGAUGAUAAUCGUUCUGUUAUGGAACAAACGAGGAUGAUAGAGACCACGACACUGACACAUAUCCUUGAUGUCCUAAUCCAUCUACUUCACAAGCAUCUCGGGAGCAAGAUCCCUCCAUGAUAUAAGGAGAAAACGACUGCAAGAUGGAUGUCAAAAUGGAUUAGGGUAAGCUGCUCUAGUAACAUUUUAUACAUAAGCCGCAUAGCCUCACACACAGUACUUGUAUUCGUAAAAAAAAUUCUUAUCCUCAUGAUCAUACUACAUUCUGCACAUCCUCAUGAUCAUACUUUCCCUCUGUUUUCUCCUCUUUUCCGUCCUGCCUUCCCUUUCUCUAUAUAUUUGUUUCUCCUACACUGUCUCAUUCAUUCGUUCAUUCCAAGUUUCUCGCUUCUGUUGAUGAACAUGAUAAUUGACACCAUGAUAAUUAAUUGACACCUACUUGUUUCCUUAGAUUGCCGAUUACUAAAAAUCGAGUGUGCCAGCCUUUUAUGAAGGAGCGACAGCGAGUCCGUGACCUUGGAAACAUCAGUCUUGGCUACUAACUAUCCGGUGCUCAAUGCGCAGGGCUGAGGCAGGACCCCUAUCUGAAUCUGAAUCUAACAAUCAUACAACUACAGAAGUAGGUCCCAGCACGAGGCCUUCCCCUACAGUAAGAACAGUGCUUCUUCUAAUCCUCAUCUGCGUUGGCGCAUUGAUUAUCGUUGGUGGAGGUCUCAUCGCCGUCGUCAUGCUUGGUGGAAAGAAGCUUCCUGCAGAGGGACCGGAUGCGGCGGAUGCGGCAGACGCAGACGCAGACGCGGACGAUUGGGAUGGGACACCCGAAGGAGAAGCAGCGGCACCAGUGCCACAAGAACAGCAGCCGCUAGUCACAGGAGAAGAGCCGGUAGCGGAACAGGUACCGGUGGUAGAGGGAGAACCGACCGCGGUAGAGAUGUAGAAGAAUAAGAGGCCGCUGCUGCGGUGCUAGGGUAGAAAAACGACAGGCAUUUUGAGAAGUAGGGAGAAGUUGAAUAGGUUAUUUGUUGAUACCAUGUAUGUGAGGUCAUCAAAUUUUUCAUUUUUUUGUCCUCGAGUUGUUUGUACGAGUACUAGCAGAAGAGCUGAAAGUAUAGUUUUGUUCUCGAGGGAUCUCCAAGAGAUUGUUGAGAAGCAUAAGUUUUGUUUUCGAUCCAAUACAUUUUUACAAGUAGAAUUGCUACCGAGGUAUUAUUUAGAUGAUUGAAAAAAUAGGAUGUUAUAAUAGAUGCAUUCUUGAGCACCAGCACGAUUCAACUUCAACAGGACUGAGUUAUCGUUACAGCAACUUCUCUUGCUACAAUAGAGUUGACGAAAAAAAUUAUACCCGGACACAUCACGAUCACAAACAAGAAGCUUUUCAACUACUUAUAUGAAAGAAAAAACCAAAACUUCUUUUCAGUACUAAGCGUUAUUUACCACUCGUUUUUGACAGUCAUUCAAAGAAUUUGGGAAACAGGUAAGAACGUUGCACAGCAAUGAAUAGGCGAGUCUCUUUUUUCAUGAUUAUUUACUGCUCGCUGUCAUAGUGAUAGUGUUGUCAAAUUCAUCAUAGUGUGAUUUUACGCUCAGGGCAUCAUCAAUUUACGGUUAGGGCUUCAUCAUCAUACCAAAAUCAAUAGUAGAAACGUUUUCUGGUUUGAGUAGUCUCCUUCAUCUCCAAGGCCCAGUUACAAAACAAUACCGCACGCAGAAAAAAGUGAUGUAUCAAGAUCGAUCAAUUGCAAAGACAACGGAGAAUAGUACUCGUGCCAAAUAGCGAAUCUUUGUAGUCAUUUUAGAAGAGGAUACUCCUCCCCUAUCCUAUGGCUGUACUUUGAUCAUAUCGUUAAGAGCAUCCACACAUCAACGCCUGCGAGAUGAACAGAUUCAAGAAGAACACUCACAAGACGAUAGAAAACGACAGCGUUGUACAAUGAUCAUGAUUUGUGCAUGAAGCCCAUUUUACUAGAAUCACAGCGAUGAAUUUGCUGUGUGCUAGAGCAGUACUUG